GAUCUUGUAUCUGUCUGAAAGCGUUCAAGAGCAGUGAAACAAAUGGCGGCGUCUAAAGAAGUUAUUUCCAGAGGACGGCCAGUGGUGAGGACGUCCAAAAGAGCUGACAAAUCAUCUCAGAGCUUUAUGGAAAGACUUCCGUCUGAGAUCCUGAUUAAGAUUCUGUCAUACCUGGAUGCCUCUGCUCUUUUCAGCAUCAGCCAUGUCAAUAAGCUCUUCUACCGGCUUGCCAAUGACAAUGCUCUGUGGAAUAAGAUAUACAUAACAGAGUUCGGCAAGAAUGAAAAGCAGAAAUCCAAGUGCAUGGAUGAGCUGCUGCAGAAGAUGGCCACAGCGGAGCUGCAGGAUCGUGCUGCUGGCUACUGGAAGUGGCUGUUCUUCAAGACUGUAGCUGCAUGUGACAUGAACAAGUGGAAAAGACAUCUUGGACUCAUCAGCCGUCACACUGGGCUGCCCAGUCAAACAGAGCGCGUUCUCAGGAACUUGCAUGUCACCUGGGAGCUGACGGUCUCUGGUAAGUCAGGGCGUGAGGGCACAUUGGAGCUGAGCUGGUCCCAGUUCUGUGAGACUUCUGUGUGUCUGUGCUGGAGCGGAGGAGGCUGCUUGCCCAACUACCAGCAGAUUUCUACCCUUCAGCUUCACGGUGUCAGGAGGGUAGCCCUCAGCUGCCCCGGCCUAAAGAAACCUGGCUGGAGGUCCCUCAUGGCCAAGUUGGACUUGCAGACCUUAACUAAAAGUACGCAGGUCAUUGGUCAGGACAGACUGGUUGAAUUGAAGCUGCUACAGCCUGGAAUCAUCAUCGGUAUCUGGAAGGACCAGUGCUCUGUUGGCUUCAUCAUGUUCACCCUCCACUUCCACAGACUAGUGGAAAGAAGCAUCCAGGGAUCUUCUGUUUGCCCCUAUGUGGAACCAAUGGUCAAGCCCCCUUUUGAUGACAUAGACCCCGAGUACGGUCUCCAUGGUUACCAACUACACAUUGUUCUCCACAACACUGAAUGCAAGCUCAUGUCCGCAAGCUUUUCCCAGCUCUUCUGCCUCAGAACUCAGAUCUGUGACGGACUGAUCCAGCUGACUGCCAUUAACAUGACGAACUUGUCGCAGCACACGCCUCUGUCGGGCAACAUCACCCUGCCCUGGAGGUGCGAGGCCCUGCAGGGAGUUGUAGAGAAUUGCUGUAUCAUGAGUCUGACCCUGCUGGAUGAAUUCAGGAAACCCUUUUGGUGUGUCAGCUCUCCUGUUUCCAUGAGGCUGGACAAGACCCACGUCUCCUACGACUAUGAUGGUGAGCACUUCUUGAUCCACUAUCAGGACUCAGAUGGUCAGGUGAAGAUAAAACUUGAAUGGAUGAAGGAGGAGAAGCGGUUUGUUGUCAUCAGUUUAGUUGUCUAUGUGAGUGUUUCUAACGUGAAUAAGCAAUUCGGGAGGGAUUACUGA
Molecule: messenger RNA, 1434 nt
Organism: Toxotes jaculatrix (banded archerfish)
Lineage: Eukaryota; Metazoa; Chordata; Actinopteri; Toxotidae
Gene: fbxo15
Product: F-box protein 15
Exons: 9
Coding region: 43-1434 (463 amino acids)
Molecular function (GO): protein binding
Source: RefSeq, a predicted model, not a curated record